AUGUUUUGUUUUCCUCUGUUCCUCAGCAAUGCUGUGCUGGCUAUCCCUCGCGCUUGUUUUGGUGACUAACGUCGCUGCGUCUUCUGACUCGCCCUCUCCAGAAUCCAAGGAGCUAAGCAAUGCACCGUCCCAGUGCCAGGCACGUGCCUGGGUGAGAGCACCUGACAUGCUUCCCGGUGAAGUUAUCGCAGGAGAUCUCAAGAUUAAACUCGACGGACCAUGCUCUGACGCAGAGAGCUAUGCGCUAGGCUUGCGCUAUAAGGAAAAAGUAUUCUGGAAGUUGAGACGGGAAGAUGCGCCGAUUCCGAAAAUGCCCAAAUUGACAUAUAAUUGGCCGGUCUCGAACAGUGAUUUAUUCAGAGUCGGGCCAUUCCGCAACUUCGGGAAUCCAGACUACAACGAAACAGAAUGGAAUGCGUACGAGAACUCGGUUCAGAAUAAGGACUUGUGGUCUAUCCACGAGGAAGAACGGAUUGCCUUUGAAAUCAAGAGUCCUCUGGUCGCAGAUCCAUUGUCAACAAACUUCACGACCCGAUUCGGAGUUCUGGUACCUAAUACAAACUACCCUCCAGGAAUAGACUGUCGUGUAGGUUCCAUGUCUAAUGGGGGAGCGACUGAUAUGAUAUCCAGCGAAUCGAUUUACGAGUACUUUGUCGAAAUCAGGUUUAGCAAUGGCACGACUUCAGAGAUACGUGCGGGGAUGACAGCCUUUACCCCGUUCUACCCCUUGACGGAAAACAACGCACCCAGUGUUAACGUAUCUCUAUCUCCGCCACCCUCACACUCCCGGGCCGGUUUUAACAUGAAGCCAUCAGUAGACAGGUUGCAGAGCAACUACACAAUUGAAGUAUCUUUUCCUGAAGGAGCUCACGUUUAUCAAAACUCGUCCGUAAAUUUCACGGCCAUUGUUCAUCGGACAGGAUAUACGAAUCGGACAGACAUUCCUGUAGAGCUGUGUGUGUUCUCGGCGAAUGACAUUGAAUGGCAUUCUCAGGAGCUCCAGAACCGAUUACAGCCAUUUCCACCAACCAUCAAGGCGUUGGUCCCUUCCGUUGACCCCGUGCAGCAUCCGGGAUUCUAUGUCGCAACACCCUAUCCAGUCCCUCGUUCCCCAUGCAGAGAGAUCAAAUUUGCGGCAAAUCCUGCUCCCUUGACUGACGAAAGCCACAUUUUUUCCACGUCCUCCGAACCGCUUUCAUUAUCCCUCUACGUGGAUCACGAUGCUAUUCCUGAUUUUUCAACGCACUAUCAGAAACUGGGACAUCACGUCAAGCUGAAUCUCCAUAUCGCGCCUGAUCCAUCAGAGCCAUGGGAUAAUGAAUUCCAGAAGAUAGAAUGGGAGAAGCAGAUUGCGAAUGCAGAUGAAUCUGACUGGUUGCCCUGGACGCCGCCACAGACUCGUCGCCGAUUCCUUUCCGGCAAUGCCAAUAUAUUAUCAGUCAUUCCAACGCAGAAGCAGGGAACCUGCACGAUCAACGCCAAUUCACUACCUGAACGCGAUCUCAUUGCCCCACUUACGCAGCCAUCUAUCAAGGUUUUUGCCAAGGGAGAAGAACUUCCACGUAGAUAUUGCCCUGGCGGUGACAUGCGGUACCCGAUCUACGUUGGAGAUACCUGGGUUAAGAAAGUAUUGCCUAAGACUGCUGAGAGUCAGCGCGAGAGAGAUACUUUGGACCACUUACUCGUUGUGCAGUGAUGACGAUCAUCGAUUUAUGUACUGAUGCCAGAGGGUAGUCGUAAUCUCAAUCCAACACUACUUACUAGUGCUACAUGAUGAUCAUCCUCCCAUGAUUUUGAUUUGAUGGUGGCUCCCG
Molecule: messenger RNA, 1814 nt
Organism: Suillus subalutaceus
Lineage: Eukaryota; Fungi; Basidiomycota; Agaricomycetes; Boletales; Suillaceae
Exons: 6
Coding region: 29-1696 (555 amino acids)
Source: RefSeq, a predicted model, not a curated record